Messenger RNA from Phascolarctos cinereus (koala), 4248 nucleotides. It is a transcript of the gene ADAM17, whose product is annotated as ADAM metallopeptidase domain 17. Gene Ontology annotation, biological process: Notch signaling pathway; membrane protein ectodomain proteolysis. The record is from RefSeq and is a predicted model, not a curated record. NCBI's taxonomy places the organism in Eukaryota, Metazoa, Chordata, Mammalia, Diprotodontia, Phascolarctidae. Gene Ontology annotation, cellular component: plasma membrane. Gene Ontology annotation, molecular function: metalloendopeptidase activity.
GCCGGAGUUCCGGGUGUGGGCGGCCUCGAGCCGCGGGACGGAAUUGGGGGAGAGCCCGCGGGCCUCGCGGGAAGUCGUCUUUCACCUCUGACUUCCGGGGGCCGGCAAGCGAGCGGCCGGAGGGGGUGGCAGUGAGGCGGGAGAGGAGCUUGGGGCCGGGUCUCGGGUACGAGCCGAGCCCCAGGCCCCGGGCCAGAGAGAGGGAGGAGCUUUCGGGGCCGCCAACAUGAAGUUAUGCAUCCUCGUCCUCCUCCUCUGGUUCCCUGUGCUGCUGGCGUGGAGACCCCCGGACGAGCCUGGGUACGACUCUCAUCCUCCGAACGAGAAGCUUGAUUCCAUGCUAUCAGACUAUGAUAUCCUUUCUCUGUCAAACAUCCAGCAACAUUCCUUGAGGAAAAGGGAUCUACAGACAGCAUCACAUUUAGAAAGAUUAUUGACUUUUUCAGCCUUACAUAGGCAUUUUAAGGUAUAUCUAACAUCAAGUGCUGAACGCUUUUCACAAAAUUUCAAAGUGUUGGUCGUGGAUGGGAAAGAAGAGCAAGAAUAUCCUGUAAAAUGGCAAGAUUUUUUCACGGGGCAUGUAGUGGGUGAACACAAUUCCAGGGUUCUGGCCCAUAUAGGUGAUGAUGACUUUACAGUGAGAAUCAAUACAGAUGGGGCAGAAUAUAACAUAGAGCCACUCUGGAGAUUUAUUAAUGAUACCCAGGACAAGAGAAUGUUGGUUUAUAAAUCUGAAGAUAUCAAGAAUGUUUCACGUUUCCAAUCUCCAAAAGUAUGUGGUUAUUUGAAGAUUGAAAAGGAAGAACUGCUCCCUAAAGGACUGGAAGACACGGAACAACAUACAGUGCAUGUUCAUCGGGAGAAGAGAGCUCCUCCAAAUCCAAUGAAGAAUACAUGCAAGUUACUGGUUGUAGCAGACCAUCGUUUUUACAAGUACAUGGGCAGAGGGGAAGAGAGCACAACUACAAAUUACUUAAUUGAGCUGAUUGACAGAGUUGAUGACAUCUAUCGGAAUACAUCCUGGGACAAUGCAGGUUUUAAAGGUUAUGGCAUACAGAUAGAACAGAUUCGUAUCCUCAAGACACCUCAAGAGGUAAAACCUGGUGAAAAGCACUUUAACAUGGCAAAAAGUUAUCCCAAUGAAGAGAAGGAUGCUUGGGAUGUGAAGAUGUUACUAGAGCAAUUCAGCUUUGAUAUAGCUGAGGAUGCAUCAAAAGUUUGCCUUGCACAUCUUUUCACAUAUCAAGAUUUUGAUAUGGGAACUCUUGGAUUAGCAUAUGUUGGAUCUCCCAGAGCAAACAGUCACGGAGGUGUUUGUCCAAAAGCGUAUUAUAGCUCUGUUGGGAGAAAGAACAUCUUUCUGAACAGUGGUUUGACCAGCACAAAAAAUUAUGGUAAAACCAUCCUUACAAAGGAAGCUGAUUUGGUUACAACUCAUGAACUGGGACACAACUUUGGAGCAGAACAUGAUCCUGACGGCUUAGCAGAAUGUGCCCCAAAUGAAGAUCAGGGAGGAAAAUAUGUUAUGUAUCCGAUAGCUGUGAGUGGAGACCAUGAGAAUAAUAAGAUGUUUUCAAACUGCAGUAAACAAUCCAUCUUCAAGACUAUCGAAAGUAAGGCUCGGGAAUGUUUUCAAGAACGCAACAACAAUGUGUGUGGGAAUUCCAGGGUGGAUGAAGGUGAAGAAUGUGAUCCUGGCAUUAUGUAUCUGAACAAUGACACCUGUUGCAAUACAAACUGUACCUUGAAAAAAGGAGUUCAGUGUAGUGAUAGAAAUAGUCCUUGCUGUAAAAAUUGUCAGUUUGAGACAGCUGAGAAGAAGUGCCAGGAGGCCAUCAAUGCUACCUGCAAAGGCGUGUCCUACUGUACAGGUAACAGCAGUGAAUGUCCCCCUCCUGGAAAUGCUGCAGAUGAUACUGUUUGCUUGGAUUUAGGAAAGUGUAAAGAUGGAGAGUGUAUUCCCUUCUGUGAGAGGGAGAAGAAUCUCCAGUCUUGUGCAUGUAAUGAAACUGACCACUCCUGCAAAGUAUGCUGUAGGGAUGAAUCUGGCCGAUGUGUUCCAUACCUUGAUGCUGACAAUAACUUCUUAUUUUUGAGGAAAGGAAAGCCCUGUACUGUGGGAUUUUGUGACAUGAAUGGUAAAUGUGAGAAACGAGUGCAGGAUGUGAUAGAGCGAUUUUGGGAUUUCAUUGAUCAGCUGAGCAUCAAUACUUUUGGGAAGUUUUUAGCAGACAACAUUGUUGGUUCAGUCCUCGUCUUUUCCUUGAUUUUGUGGAUUCCCCUCAGCAUUCUUGUCCAUUGUGUGGACAAGAAAUUGGAUAAACAGUAUGAGUCUUUGUCUUUGUUUCACCCCAGUAAUGUGGAAAUGCUGAGUAGCAUGGACUCAGCAUCUGUUCGCAUCAUCAAACCAUUUCCUGUGCCUCAACCCCCUGGUAGACUUCAGCCACUUCAGCCUGCUCCAGUGAUGCCCUCAGUGGCUCCAAAGCUGGACCACCAAAGGAUGGACACCAUUCAGGAAGACCCGAGCACUGAUUCAAUCCUUGAUGAAGACGCCUUUGAGAAGGAUCCUUUCCCAAAUAGCAGCUCAGCUGCAAAGUCUUUUGAGGAUCUUACAGACCAUCCUGUCACAAGGAGUGAAAAGGCAUCCUCUUUUAAAUUACAACGCCAAAGUCGUGUGGACAGCAAAGAAACAGAGUGCUAGUUUAGGGGUUUUGCUUCCAACUUUUUUGACUUGCCUGUACAAAAUAAUUUUUUAUGGGUUUAAUCUAAAAUCAUCACAUCAUUUUAAGGGGCUAGGUAGGAAAUGGGACAAACAAGGAAGUGACUUAACAGCAGAUGCUGGCCAUGUGUUUGACCUUCCUUUACUGAGAUAAUCCUCCUGUCUUAGCCCUUUUUCCUUUCAAGGAGGUAAGCUUGUUUUGAAGCUUUUUGGUUUGAUUUGAUUUUUUUGAAUCUUUAAACUGUACUUUAACCUGUGGUGCAAAAAGCAGAAAUCUAGCUGGAUCAGACUGUGUAUGUUUGCUUUUUGUAAUUUAACUUUUUAUUCAUAACAGCACUGAUUAGAGAGGUGAGAUUAUUUUUUAAAAACAGACUAUAUGGUCCUUUGUAUAUUGGGAAACAUGUAGAAGUUAUUUGUCUUGAGAACUACAUCAUCAUUUGUUUUCAAAAGAAGAUGGAGCUGAACCAAAAUCUCAUUUUAAGUGAUCUAAAUGGGGGUCUCAGGUGUUACCAAGAGCCUUUGGCAGAUAAGGAGGUCAUAAAAUCUUAGAAAUAAUUUCAAUGGUAUGGCCUUUAAAGUGGGACAAGAGAUAAUAUAGGUUUACAGGAAGAGGGAACUUAUAGAUGUUUUUUAAAAACAACCUGUUUCUUUUAUAGGAGUCUUCCAAAUGUUUAGACCUCAUCUGCUGGUUACUGUCUUCUUUGUGUUCUGCGAUUCUUUGUGAAUUCCUGUUGCCAAGAACUUUCUUAAUAAGGCACGUAUUUAAAGGAGUCUAUACCAUUGGGCAGGAAUCCUGACACAGAAAGCAAUAAUCCAAAUACAAAGUAUGAAGAAUUAACCAAAAGUAAUUUAAAAUGUGGUUAUAAAUCAGUCAACUUAUCAAGCAGAUAAAAGCAAAAGGCAGUCUUUCCUUUUGAGCUUUUUGAUCUGUCACAGUUGUAACUGUAAAGUUUUUUUGAUAGAUUGGCAAAUAGAUGCUUGCAUUACCUGCUGCUUUUGGAAGCAUCCUAGGAUUCUGAAGAAUCGCCAGUUGUGACAUGAUUGUAUAUAAAUCAUGUACGGUUAAUUUUGAUUUACAUAGAAUUAUGGAGUUAAAGCUGAGAAAGUGCUCACCAACCAAGAUAUUUUGAUUCAGCUUAUAUUUAUAAAAUUAAUGGGAAUUAACCAAACCUGUGACAAAAUGUGUUUUUUGAAGAAUAUAUUUGUUACAUGGAUUCUUGUUACACUAAUACUUGAAACUUGUGCCUUAUGGUAUUGUUAUUGUUAACUAUUCAUCAUUUAGUUAUACUUUUGGAAUUUGAACACUGGGGUGCGUGUAUGUGUGUAUGAAAGUGUGAGAGAUCCAUAUAAUUUCCAGAAAAAUAUAGUAUAACCAUUUUUUAUAAAAAUUUUAUGACUUUUUUAAAAACAAAAUUGUCCUUGCCUUUCCCCCAUGUAUAGAAUUAACAAGAUGCUCAGCAUGGAAUUUGUAGCUAUGGAUUUGGUACUACUUGCCUUAAAUUGUUAAUAAAUAUUUAAUAACAUUAAAA